This is a messenger RNA of Quercus robur (English oak), 1328 nucleotides long. RefSeq names its product 30S ribosomal protein S2, chloroplastic. Gene Ontology annotation, biological process: translation. The transcript has a single exon. NCBI's taxonomy places the organism in Eukaryota, Viridiplantae, Streptophyta, Magnoliopsida, Fagales, Fagaceae. Gene Ontology annotation, molecular function: structural constituent of ribosome. The coding region runs from base 1 to 711 and encodes 236 amino acids. Gene Ontology annotation, cellular component: mitochondrial small ribosomal subunit; ribosome. The record is from RefSeq and is a predicted model, not a curated record.
AUGACAAGAAGAUAUUGGAACAUCCAUUUGGAAGAAAUGAUGGAAGCAGGAGUUCAUUUUGGUCAUGGUACUAGUAAAUGGAAUCCUAGAAUGGAACCUUAUAUCUCUUCAAAGCGUAAAGGUAUUCAUAUUAUAAAUCUUAUUAGAACUGCCCAUUUUUUAUCAGAAGCUUGUGAUUUAGUUUUUGAUACAGCAAGUAGGGGAAAGCAAUUCUUAAUUGUUGGUACCAAAAAUAAAGCAGCCGAUUCAGUAGCACGGGCUGCAAUAAGGGCCCGUUGUCAUUAUGUUAAUAAAAAAUGGCUAGGCGGUAUGUUAACGAAUUGGUAUACUACGGAAACGAUACUUCAUAAGUUCAGGGACUUGAGAACGGAACAAAAGAUGGGGAGACUCAAUCGUCUUCCGAAAAGAGAUUCAGCUAUGUUGAAGAGACAAUUAUCUCACUUGCAAACAUAUCUGGGCGGGAUCAAAUAUAUGACUAGAUUACCCGAUAUUGUAAUAAUCGUUGAUCAGCAAGAAGAAUAUAUGGCUCUUCGAGAAUGUAUGAUUUUGGGAAUUCCAACGAUUUGUUUAAUCGAUACAAAUUGUGACCCAGAUCUCGCUGAUAUUUCGAUCCCAGCAAAUGAUGACGCGAUAGCUUCAAUCCGAUUAAUUCUUAACAAAUUAGUAUUUGCAAUUUGUGAGGGUCGUUCUAGUUAUAUACGAAAUCCUUGAUUCAUAUUAAUAAUGAAUAAUAAAAAAAUUCUUUUGGGAACUCCAUAGAUUUCUGAAAUCGGUUAUGAUUCCUAAAAGAGAUACAAGUAACUAGGGAUAUUAUGUAAUUAAUUGGUAUACAAAUAUAUAUAAGUCAACUAGGCAAGUCGAAAAAAGAGAAGGUUGAAUCAAAAUAAUUCUUUUUAAAGUUCUAUUUUUUUCAGAGGGCAAUAUGAAUGUUCUAUUAUGUUAUAUCAACACACUAAAAGGCUUAUACGAUAUAUCCGGUGUGGAAGUCGGCCAACAUUUCUAUUGGAAAAUAGGAGGUUUUCAAGUCCAUGCCCAAGUAAUUAUUACUUCUUGGGUUGUAAUUGCUAUCUUAUUAGGUUCAGCCAUUAUAGCUGUUCGUAAUCCACAAACCAUUCCUACUGACAGUCAGAAUUUCUUCGAAUAUGUUCUUGAAUUCAUUCGAGAUGUGAGCAAAACUCAGAUUGGCGAAGAAUACGGUCCAUGGGUUCCCUUUAUUGGAACUUUGUUUCUAUUUAUUUUUGUUUCGAAUUGGUCGGGUGCUCUUUUACCUUGGAAAAUCAUACAGUUACCUCAUGGGGAAUUAGCCGCGCCUACAAAUGAUAUAAAUA